UGUGCAGAUGCAUCCCCGCGCCAGUGAGCUGUUCUAUGUGAUCAACGCGACGGAGCUGGUCGUCGGCUUUGUGGAGGAAAACGGUGGCCGCACCGUCGAGAACACCCUCAAGACGGGCCAGCUGUCCUUCGUGCCAAAAGGCCUCAUGCACUGGCACUACAACGCCGGUAGGCAGGAGCGGCGCACCGGACCGACAGCCAAGCUAGAUAGAAUUCCUAUAUAUGUGUUGGUUAAUCGACCUUCUUCUGUGAUCACUGUAGGAUGCGAGGACGCUGUCUUUUUGUCGACAUUUAAUCACGAGGACCCCGGUGUGGUGACGAUCGUCAACGCGCUGUUCGACAUCAACGCGACGUCCCUGCAGGCGGCACUCAACGUCGACCGCGCGCUGGUCGCCGACCUCAAAACGAGUGUACCCCCGUCACCCGUCCCAGGCAUCGCAGAGUGCCUCAGGAGAUGCGGGCUGGAAGGUAGGCAUUCCAUUCAGCAUUCAGCAGUCACUCUCACUCUCACCGUCCGCCGUGCAAGUGCGUGUGUCUGUGUGUGUGUGUCAUAUAGCUGUGGAUCCGUGUGAGCUCAAGCGGUGCGGCAACCAUGAGCGUUGAAGGGUCAACGACGAGGGCAAGGCGGUGUGCGAGUGCAGGGACCAAUACGCGAGGGACGAAAACGGCGACUGCAGACACGUCGGGGGCUGGGGCGAGGGGUAGAUAUGAUAUGUGUCACAGAGAUACACACACACCAUCCAUCCAUCCAUCCAUUGUGCAGUGCAUCCUCUCACUCCUUCACUCAUCGUUUCCUGCCGAUGUAUAGGUGUCACGUAGAGGGGCGCUAGGUAGGCUAGGGGGAGACAGACAGAGGGGGACGGGACGGGACGGUACGGGAAAGGACAGCUGGACGCUUCUUUUUUACGUAUGCUGUAUGUACCAUGGUGGCCAUCCACCCCACCCAGCUCAGCCGCCUUCAUACAUACGUCCAUCCAUCCACCCAUCCAUGGCCCUUCGUCUCUUAUUUGUAGUGAGUGAAUCGGUGUGUAUCCUUUAUCUAUCUAUCGCUCUCUGUGUGUGACUCACUGACACAACGAAUGCGGGCAGGCAGGCAGGAAACCACGCCACGCCCUCUGGCCUGGCCGCCUGGGUGGCGGCCGGCCGUGUGUGAUGGACUGCCUGCCUGAUUGUUUGCCGUUUACUGUUGGCCAUCCAUCCAUCUGUGCUGCCUGGCAUCCAUGUGCUGGCUGGCUGCAUGUGGCGACGGACGAUGGGUGCGACUUACUUACUGCUUUAGUGGGUGGGUGGGGCUGGGUCGGAUAGAGGCUUGGCUUGGCUUGGCUUGGCUGGGGUGUAUUUGUUUGUCUCCUUCACUACCGUGAAGCUAAGCCGAUCAUCCUGGCUGGGGGCGGGGCGUGUCGAUAGGGCAGGCAGGAAGGCGGAGAGAAAGAGGGAGGAGUGAAGUGCCUUUAUCGCUUCGGUCGAGGAGGCGUGUGUCGUGCGUGUCGUGGUGUCGCUAUACUCUGUAACUAGGCAGGCAUCUGUAGUUUUUUCCAGGCGUUCUAGUAGUGAUCCAGAUCUGUCUUUUGUCUUGCCUUCAUCCUUGAGGGUCACCUUUCGUCUGUCCCUCUCGGAGUCCUCCGAUGCCACCUCGCCACCCUUCCAUGUCACUCGUGGCAUCGUGUGGGGUGGGUCGGUGGCGGGGCGGCGGCCGCAGGACAGAGAGGGCAGACCAAAGGAAGCAAGCAGCACCCACACACACCACAGACAGACAGACAGACCGGCCCUGUGUAUCUGCCCGGCAUGAGACCCUCAGUCAGUCUGUCAUCUUGUUGUUACAUUGGACACCUCCCGGCAGCUCACUGGCCUGCCUUCUGUCUUUCAUGCCCGACAUGACUUUGGUCUUUCUGUGCCGUGUGAGUGCACUGUGGGACUGAGGUGGUGGCGGGGGUCAAAGGCAAAGCGGGACAGAGAGGCCCUUAAAAGGGCAUAUGCAUUCAGUGAGUGCGGAGUCAGUGGGGACUCCACUCACCGCAGAUCGAUGAAUCCAUCAAACG
Messenger RNA from Vitrella brassicaformis, 2038 nucleotides. The record is from the annotation of a GenBank genome assembly. NCBI's taxonomy places the organism in Eukaryota, Vitrellaceae.